Messenger RNA from Linnemannia hyalina, 1017 nucleotides. Lineage: Eukaryota; Fungi; Mortierellomycota; Mortierellomycetes; Mortierellales; Mortierellaceae. The record is from the annotation of a GenBank genome assembly.
AUGGACGGAAAAAAGAUUGGAUUCAUUGUCAACAGACGCGGUGGCGGCGGUAAAGGAGGCAGGACUUGGGAUAAGGCAAGUUUGGAACCUGCGGUCGCCACUCGUCUUGUAAGCACAAAAUGGAAGGUUGAGUACACACAGCACUCUGGCCAUGCCUCGGACCUCGCCCGGGAAUUUGUCAACGAAGGCUACAACAUCAUCGUCGUCGUCGGAGGUGACGGCACCAUCAGUCAGGUCGUGAACGGAUACAUGCUCGCCGACGGUAAAUCCAAGGGAUGUGCUGUUGGCAUCAUUUCUUCAGGAACAGGGGGUGAUUUCGUCCGCACCAUCAAGACUCCCAAGGAUCCUCUUGCAGCCCUUGAGUUGAUUCUGAGCACUGAAAGUACGUUGGUGGACGUUGGACAUGUCUCUGCCACCAAACCCAAUUCGCCCUCUGUCACCAACGACCAGUAUUUUAUCAACAUCUGCUCUGUCGGUAUCAGUGGAUCGAUUAUCAAGAGAGUCGAGUCGUCAUCCAUUGCAAAGUACAUCUCGGGCGGUUUGGUCUACUGGUUGUACACAUACCUUACUGGACUCGUCUACAGACCCCCACCAGUCAAGUACACGCUCACAGGAGGAUCCGCUGGCGCUGAUGACGGAAAGGAGAAGCAGAUGGGUCUCUAUAUCAUGGCUGUUGCCAAUGGACGUUACCUUGGCGGCAACAUGCACAUUGCCCCGAAAGCGCAGAUUUCCGACGGGCAGUUUGAUGUUGUGUGCUUGCACGACUUGACGUUGAUGGACGCCUUUUUCAAAGCCUCACCUGCGCUGAAGUCUGGAAACUUGAUGAACGUGCCCGCGCACCAAGCCUUCACGCAGCGCAACACCAAGGUAUCGAUCUCACCUGUCAAUGCCAAGGACAAUAUCUAUGUCGAGGCUGAUGGCGAAGUCGCCGGUGUGCUCCCCGCUAGAUGGGAGAUUAUUUCCCAAGGUUGCCGCAUGAUUCUUCCUCUCUCUCAGGGCUCCACCCAGCCUGUGUGA